Molecule: messenger RNA, 2107 nt
Organism: Drosophila willistoni
Lineage: Eukaryota; Metazoa; Arthropoda; Insecta; Diptera; Drosophilidae
Product: tensin homolog
Exons: 1
Coding region: 337-2004 (555 amino acids)
Molecular function (GO): protein binding
Source: RefSeq, a predicted model, not a curated record
GCUGCCAAAAAACGUAAAAUAAGAGCGGGUAAGUUGCAGAGAAGAUGAGAAUAAGCUCCGAGCAUUCGCCAGAUGCCGUGCGGCUAGUCAACGGGAAGAUUCUGUGCGUGGCUGACGUGUGCUAGGAGCCACGGGAACUGAGUGGUUGCAAGAAUACAUAAAUAUAUACCCAAAAUACAUACGUAUAUGUAUUAAGACACACGUGCAUAUAUAUAUAUAUUAAAAAAGAACAACUUAUUUAUACAGCACAGUCGCUAAAUUUAGAAGCAUAUUAUUUUGAAACGUUUUGGUGUUUUGCUUUCUAUUUUUUUUGUGUUUUUUAUUAUCGAGUGCGAAAUGGAAUCGGUGCAUGUAGCGCCAUCUGUCCCUAUUCCAAUCGAUGCCAUAUGCCAAUUUGCUGGAGAGGAGCGUCACAGUUCGGAAUCAGAUGACACAGAAAAUAUUCCAUACCAUGCUCGUGAGAAUGCACGACCCUUUACCUAUGGCAAUCUUCCGCAAGGCUUCACUACCAGUGAUUUGAAUCAUGUGCCAACUACCGAGGAAAUUGUGGAAAUUCCGAAAACGAAGCGUACACAAAACGCCUACCCAGCCAGUCCAUCCUCUACACGGAGGAAUAAUCGGCCGAGCAUUUCGCCAUCACGUCCAGUAUUACGAAAGACACCCUCAAGGCAAGAGUUCGAGGAAAUGCUGAUGGAACGCAAGGAGCAAUCUCUACGCGAACAAAACAAUAUAGCCACAAAGUUGGCCCAGAAUGCAGCCAUUCAAAAAGAUUUGGACGAGUUGCACGAACGCCUCAAUAAAACAAUUCUCUCCCCGGAUAAUAGGAAAGCAGAUGUUGUGGAUAGCGGCAAACAGGUGGUCAGACAUGUGGAAUCCAUUGACCUACCCGAUGAAGGGCAGUUGUGUGUAGCUCCAGUGCAUCCACACUUUGAGCCAGCCCUUAUUGUGGUGGACAGAAAGCGUCCAGAGACUCCAACUUUUCCAGUCAUGCAACGCCAUGCAAAUUCCGAUCGUUGUGUCAGUCCUUAUCUAUCUCCCCGACUAGCCAUUGCCGAUGAGCCUCAUGUGGUGCGAGAAACCAUUCGAGAAAAGCCUCGCGCCGAACCAAAAAACCAUACGCAGGAGGUGGAGCCUCAUUUGGUGAAGUUUGCAAAAGAUUCAUCCGAAUACUGGUACAAGCCGCAUAUGACACGAGAAGAAGCUGUCCUCUUGCUGCGCAAUGCAACGCCCGGAAAAUUUCUCAUACGAGACUCGACAACAUAUCGUGAUGCCUACGGCCUGGUUUUGCGGGUGGCAAAGCCUCCACCUGGAGUUGGUGUCGGUGCGUCUGGAGAUGAACUGGUGCGACAUUUUCUUUUGGAGCCAACAACACGCGGUGUACGCCUUAAGGGAUGCGCGAAUGAACCCAUCUUUUCAUCGCUUUCUGCCUUCGUUUACCAGCACUCGAUCAAUCAACUGGCUCUGCCUUGCACUCUCAUUAUACCAGACCAGGAACUGUUGCUAUCGUCUCGUGAUGAGGAGUUGAUUUCCAAGCAGAAACAGGUGCUCCAACAGGGAGCUGCUUGUAAUGUGCUAUACUUGUUCCAGUCGGACAUGGAAUCCCUUACUGGUGACGAAGCUGUGCGUAAGGCGGUUUUCGAAAUGAAUUCUGGAGACAAACGACCCAUUCCCAUAGAAGUACAUUUCAAGAUAUCACAACAGGGCAUCACCCUAACAGACAAUACGCGUAAGAAAUUCUUUCGCCGACAUUAUGCAGCCCAGAAUAUAUCCCACUUUGGCAUGGAUCCCAAUAAUCGUUUUUGGAGUGUCACUGCCAACGAUGAGGGGCUUCAGCGAUCGGUUAAUAAAUCCAUAUUUGCAUUUGUCGCACGUCCUUUGUGCGGCUCAAAGGACAAUCAGUGUCACAUCUUUUGUGAUUUAGCCUCAUCCCAACCAGCAUCAGCGAUUGUUUCCUUUGCCCACAAAGUUCUUCCAUUGGAUAAAUCAAAUUGUAAAAUGCUUUAAAAUUAAGAAAUUCAUAUUUGUUUUCUAACUGUGCAUGAAAGAGAUUUUUUUUCUAACAUUUUAUGUCUGUUUAUCAAAAUAUUUUAUGAUUCAAAUACAUUUA